Suricata suricatta (meerkat) is the source of this 2095-nucleotide messenger RNA. It is a transcript of the gene TMEM97, whose product is annotated as transmembrane protein 97. The transcript has 3 exons. Bases 102 to 632 code for a protein of 176 amino acids. Gene Ontology annotation, cellular component: endoplasmic reticulum. NCBI's taxonomy places the organism in Eukaryota, Metazoa, Chordata, Mammalia, Carnivora, Herpestidae. The record is from RefSeq and is a predicted model, not a curated record.
GGCGGUUCAGGGCGCGGAGUUCUGGGACCCUGCGCGGGUCGGGACCACUUCCCACGUCGGCGUUCAAGGCCUGCGUGGCGUUGGUUCCUCACGGAUCGAUAAUGGGGGCUCUGAGCAUCCGGCGCGGCCUGGAGUGGCUACUGGGCUUCUACUUCCUCUCCCAUGUCCCCAUCACUCUGCUCUUGGACCUGCAGGCGGUGUUGCCGCGCGAACUCUACCCAGUGGAGCUGAGAAACCUGCUGAAGUGGUAUACCAAGGAGUUCAAGGACCCUCUGCUCCAAGAAGCCCCGGUGUGGUUUAAGUCCUUCCUGUUUUGCGAGCUUGUGUUUCAGCUGCCUUUCUUUCCCAUAGCAGCCUAUGCCUUCUUCAAAGGAGGCUGCCGGUGGAUCCGCACCCCUGCAAUCACCUACUCCGUCCACACCAUGACGACGUUAGUGCCAAUUCUCGCCACGUUGCUAUUCGAGGAUUUCUCCAAAGCCAGUGGUUUCAAAGGACAAGGACCUGAGACUCUGCACGAACGACUAGCCCUCCUAUCUGUCUAUGCCCCCUACUUUCUCAUCCCUCUCCUGCUUCUGCUUUUCAUGCUGCGGAGCCCCUACUACAAGUAUGAGGAGAAAAGAAAGAAAAAAUGAGAGAAGUAACUGCCAGCCUGGCAGGAGCUGCCUGUGGGGCAGUUUCCUGGUAGACCCAGGAUGCAGGAAACUGCUCAGACCCCAUGUUUUUCAGUAGCAUUUGAAACACACCAGCAACACCCCGGACCAAGACGCUGGCAGGAGCCACAUCAAACCCUCCCCUUUUGAGAACUCUGCCACUCUCAGUCCCAUCAUCUGAGGAUGGGGGGGGGGGGUCCUAGGGAAAUGGUGCCCAACACCUCACCCUGUGCCCAGGGUCCAUCACGAGCCAGACCAGACACUGGAGAGACUUCCGAGACACGUGGCCUGCGUGGCACGUCACUGAGUCACUUGACCCACAAUGGACAGGUGACUAAACCCUUGAUUCAGGACUCUCCACAGCCUGUCAUUAGCAACAUGAAGAGCGGGAGGUUUCAGGCCAUUGUAAAGUUCGAAAUGAUGCCUCUUUAAUAUUCAUUAAAAACAAUAUCCUGGUUUUUUUGCCUCCACUUCUGGUGUGGGGAACGGGUUCUGUGAAGGUUUAAACUUGGCUUUGCUCCUUGGGUAGCUCUGGCCUGACUUUCAGAAAUGGGUUGAACUAGAAGGCGUUUUGUUUCCGUCUUAAACAGGUCAUCCCAGAAAAGAUAUUUUGUCAAGUCUCCCUAAAAACCGGGUUUUUACAGACCACCUGACGGUGGCCCGCUCUGAGGUCUGAGUCUCACAUCCGAUCUGGAAGUCUGCUUCCUGCAGGAUGACUUCGCCCGCCCUCAGUUUCGUCAUUCCCGGCCGGUCCUCCACGGGGACGGGCAGCUGGGUGUGACGUGUCCGUGUGUCAGUACGGGAUCUCUUCACUGGUGUUUCUUAGCUUUCUCUAAAUUCGUACUCGAGGCCAACUCAACAAAAGACUGGAUGCAUGGAACAUGGCAACUGGUCCUUCCUCUUUUCAUCUGUUUUGUUCACGAGCCAUAUUGGUCUGAUUGAUGGGAGGAUCCUCUGACGCCUGUGUCUGGUCCGAAUAAAGGCAGCUGCUGCCCCCUGCCUGGUCUGUUUCGUGGCCUGGGGGCUAGAGUGUCCCGGGUUCCCUGACAAGGUGUUCGAUGUACACUUCAAAGGCAACAGGAAAAGAGGCAGAUGAGGCCAUUUGAAAACAAUAAUUUAUUGCUUCCUUUGAAAGUUUUGUGAAUUAAAAAAAAAAAAAAGGAUCAGAAUGUACAGACUGCUCAGUUCAGGCUAAGAAUGCCUGGGCCACCAUGGCCCCCCGGCAGGUCACCGACAUCUGUAGCGAGCCCCGCCCCCACCCAGACUUGCUUGCUGCCCUCAGAGAUGCUGUGUUUUUCCACACCAUCUCCCAGGGCACACUUGGGUCACUGGUCAAGUCACUGGAAUGGUACAGAGAGGGGCUUUAUGGGGUUUUGAUUUUGCCCGCCUGCUAUAAAAUGAAACUUUCAGUUCAUUUCUGAAAAAUAAAUUGGUCAAUAAAUUCA